Messenger RNA from Penaeus monodon (black tiger shrimp), 1280 nucleotides. Its product is annotated as BAG family molecular chaperone regulator 1-like. Gene Ontology annotation, molecular function: adenyl-nucleotide exchange factor activity; protein-folding chaperone binding. The coding region runs from base 386 to 1126 and encodes 246 amino acids. NCBI's taxonomy places the organism in Eukaryota, Metazoa, Arthropoda, Malacostraca, Decapoda, Penaeidae. Gene Ontology annotation, cellular component: membrane; cytoplasm; cytosol. The transcript is spliced from 6 exons. The record is from RefSeq and is a predicted model, not a curated record. Gene Ontology annotation, biological process: protein stabilization.
ACAUUCUACUACGACAUUAAUUAAUCAAUUGCACUUAACUACAGAACAGCCGACAUUCUCGUCCAAAACCUGCCACCUUCCACCAACAGAUGGCAGCACCGCCUCCGUAAACAAAUACAUCCUCGUGGAAAAUUCCGAAUACACAGACGAAAUACUCACACCCCAUUAACUAACUACAAAAAUAUAGACUGUAAUAUUCCCCCCAAAUUAACACAGUUAAACAUACGGGACAACAAAACCAGCCAAGAGAACGCAAAUGACGAACGGGGAAACGGGAAGUAAUUAAUCCAAGCGUCUGCGAGAGAGUCCCUAAUUCGGGUCAGUCAGCAGCAGGGCGUCAAGGUGCAAAGGUGUGGAGUGAGAAGUGGCAGUGUUGCAAUACUGCAUGUGGUUAUUUGGAUUUUUAGAAUUGGAGAGAAAUGACCUAGGUGUCUUCUGCGACUACACAAUAUCCAGAUAUAGCCUUCCAUACACUGCGUUUGGGUCUUCAGUUUUGAAAAGUACCACGUGUGUACGGUUCCUAAAGUCAAACCCUGCUAAAAUGGGGGAUGCAGAGUACAACAUUCUAUUAUGUCAUGGGUCCAGUAAAUACGAGGUGGUGGUUUGGGGCGCCAUGACCUUGGCUGACUUGGCCAGUAAGAUUGAGGCAGUGACUCAUAUCUCUCAAGCCAGCCAGAAGAUCAUAUUCAAAGGGAAAAACCUGGCUGACCCGGGUGUGACCCUUGCCAGCUAUGGCAUUGGGCCCGGGGCAAAAGUCAUGGUGUUGGGGAAGAAAUACGAUCCUGAGGAUGAUGCUAGUUAUCAAGCUGUGGCCCAGAUUGAUAAUUCAUGCUCGGCCGUGGAAAAAAAGCUGAACGACUUAUUGCCUGAAGUCGACAGUAUUGCUAACGGCUACAUGGAACCUCAUUUGUGUGGAGAAGCGCUUGGGAAGCUGAAAAAACAACUGCUUGGGGUGAAUGAGGAGUUCAUGAGGUUACUGGAACGACUUGAUGGAAUAUCCUUCGAGGAGAAUCAAGCACCAGCAAGACAGAAGAGGAAGUCCGUAGUGCAGAGAAUCCAGCAUUUAAUGGAAAGGACUGACCAAGUACAAGAAAAUAUUAACCACCUAAUUAAGAGCUAUUCCUAGUAACAGCUAGAACUUAGCUUUGUGAUGAUAUGCUCCACGAACAAGUAGGCAUUGGUGGUUCAUUUUUUUUGCCGAGUUUGAUGCUGUAUUCUAGUGUGUGGCAGAGCUGAGAUGGCUAUGGCAUUUACAAAUGUCGUGCAAUUUGUUUUCUUUU